GUCUAACAGUGGCUGGAAAUCCUUCCAGUUGCCACUCCCACUUCCAAUCAUUCAAGAGAAGAAAUAUUCUCGGCAUACAGCUGAGUUGCAACAUGGUUGUCUAUACAGUUCGGGUGUCUACUGGAACCUACCUGGGCUCACAGACGACAGACUGGAUCAUACUCACUUUGGUGGGCACCAAGGGUGCCAGCCCCCAAACUUGGCUUGACAACUUUGGACCGGACUUCUACCACGGAGCGGACAGCAAGUAUAAAAUUACCUGCCCCCAAGACCUGGGAGAUAUUGUGCUCAUCCAGUUCACCAAAAAACCUUUGCUGGUCCUCCAAGACAGCUGGUACUGCAACUUUGUCAAGGUGAAAUCCCCACAAGGCAAGACCUACAAUUUCCCAGUCUACCAGUGGAUCGAAGGCAGCAACACCAUGGAGUUCAGAGAGGGGAAAGGGCUAACUGCUCCUGAAGACCCUCUCUCAGACCACCGGAAGAAAGAACUGGAAGAAAAACAGGAAUCCUAUAAGUGGAAGGAGUACGCCCCCGGACUGCCUCACUGUCUGGAUGUCAAGUCAUUUUGCGAUCUGGAAACCAACUCCAAAUUUUCUUUCACCAAAUGUGCUCUUCUUGUAUCACGCAUCACAGUAACGGCAGUGGAGCAGAGACUGAGGGGAUACUCUACCAGCAAAAAGUCCUGGGAAUCUCUGGAUGACAUCAAGAAGGUCUUCUGUUUCCACAAGAAUGACAUGAUAGAAUAUGUCGUAGAACACUGGAAGGAAGAUGCCUUCUUUGGCUACCAGUUCUUGAAUGGACUGAAUCCAACCUUCAUCCGGAAAUGCACAAAGAUCCCCCCUUAUUUCCCUGUUACCCAAGAGAUGGUGGCCAGUUCCCUGGGCAAGGGCACCAUCCUAAUGGAAGAGCUGGCGAAAGGGACCAUCUACAUUGCCGACUACAAAAUUCUGGACGGGAUCACCGCUGGUCAGAAUAACAAAGUCCAGCAGUACAUUGCGGCCCCCCUCUGCCUGCUGCACCUCACACCGGAGGAGGAACUCCUUCCCCUGGCCAUCCAGCUCAGCCAGACCCCAGGCCCAGAGACCCCCAUCUUCCUGCCCAGUGACUCUGAAUGGGACUGGAUCCUGGCCAAGACCUGGGUGCGAAACUCCCACUUCCAUGUGCACGAGGCUGUGGCCCACCUGCUCCAGACACACAUGUUGGCAGAAGUCUUUGCCCUGGCGACCAUCCGCCACUUGCCCAUGUGCCAUCCCUUGUACAAGCUCUUAAUCCCUCACAUCCGCUACACCUUUAACAUCAAUACUUUGGCUCGGGAAACCCUCAUCGGCAAAAAUGGUGUCUUUGACACAGCAACUGGUCUUGGGCGUGAGGGCUUGAACCAGCUUUGCCAAAAGGGCUUGGAAGCCCUGACCUAUUCUUCCCUCUGCCUCCCGGAUGAUUUAGAGGACCGUGAUGUGUUUUCAUUGCCCAAUUACUACUACAGGGAUGACGGUUUGGAGAUCUGGGCAGCCAUAGAAAGCUUUGUCUCUGAUAUUGUCGACUUCUACUAUUCAAAGGAUGAAGCUGUGCGGGAAGAUUAUGAACUGCAGGGCUGGAUAAAAGAUAUCUUUAUAAAAGGUUUCCUGAGUAGAAAGUCUUCUGGAAUCCCAUCCUCAUUCAGUACAAAGGUGGAGAUCAAGAGGUUCCUGACAAUGGUGAUAUUUACCGUUUCUGCUCAGCAUGCCGUUGUCAAUAAUGGGCAGUAUGGACACGGCGCCUGGAUGCCCAACUUCCCCUCCUCCAUGAGGAAGCCCCCACCUCGGUCCAAAGGGACGACACACCUGGAAGACUACCUGGAGACUCUGCCCGCCAUCAACACCACCUGCAAGAUCAUUGGCACCCUCUACCUGCUUAGCGCCCCAUCAGGAGACUCGGUCACUCUGGGGAAUUACCCCAAUGAGUACUUCACAGAGAAGGAGCCUCAACAAUUCAUUGAAGACUUCCAGGACCGCUUGAACAAGAUCUCCAAGAAAAUUGAGAAGAGGAACUGGUCUCUUCCCAUUGGCUACCAUCAUCUGAACCCUCCGUUGAUAGAGAACAGUGUCUCCAUCUGAAUAGGCUCGGUCUGGAAGGUGGCCUUAGAAGGC
Messenger RNA from Heteronotia binoei (common prickly gecko), 2126 nucleotides. Its product is annotated as hydroperoxide isomerase ALOXE3-like. Bases 93 to 2093 code for a protein of 666 amino acids. NCBI's taxonomy places the organism in Eukaryota, Metazoa, Chordata, Lepidosauria, Squamata, Gekkonidae. Gene Ontology annotation, biological process: lipid oxidation; linoleic acid metabolic process. The transcript is spliced from 14 exons. Gene Ontology annotation, molecular function: protein binding; iron ion binding; oxidoreductase activity, acting on single donors with incorporation of molecular oxygen, incorporation of two atoms of oxygen. The record is from RefSeq and is a predicted model, not a curated record.